UUUCUGGAUCCACAGCCACGCGCCGUGCUCCGGGUCAGCUACAAGGGGAGCAUCUGUACCGCAACGCGCGCGCGUCCAGCCGGCCCCGGCGCGAGCACCCCGCCGGCCCCGCCGCGCGCCCCGCGGGGCCCGCCGCCGCCCGCCGCGCCGCCGCCCCACGCCCGCCCGCCGCCACCGCCCGCGCCCGUCGCCGCCGCCGCCCCGCCGGCGCCCCGCGCGGCCGCCGCGCCGCCGCCGCACAGCGCCCCCUCGCCCCGGCCCGCGCAGCCGGGCCCGGCAGCGGCCGGCCCCUGCCGCCCGCCGCCUGCGCACCGCUCCCCGGCGGGCGCCCCCGGCCGGCCCGCGCCGCGCCCCCCCGCCGCUCGCGCCCGGGAGCCGCCGCCGCCGCCGCCACAGCCGCCCGCGCCACAGCAGCAGCAGCCGCCGCCGCCGCAGCCCAGCCCACCUCCAUCCACCGAGGGGGGCGCGGCGCGGGCCGGCGGCGCAGCGCGGCCCGUGAGCCUGCGGGAAGUCGUGCGCUACCUCGGGGGCAGCGGCGGCGCCGGCGGUCGCCUAACCCGCGGCCGCGUGCAGGGGCUGCUGGAGGAGGAGGCGGCGGCGCGAGGCCGCCUGGAGCGCACCCGUCUCGGAGCGCUUGCGCUGCCCCGCGGGGACAGGCCCGGACGAGCGCCGCCGGCCGCCAGCGCCCGCCAGUCUCGGAGCAAGAGAGGUGGAGAAGAGCGAGUGCUUGAAAAAGAGGAGGAAGAUGAUGAUGAUGAAGAUGAAGAUGAUGAAGAUGAUGUGUCAGAGGGCUCUGAAGUGCCCGAGAGUGACCGUCCUGCAGGUGCCCAGCACCACCAGCUUAACGGCGAGCGGGGACCUCAGAGUGCCAAGGAGAGGGUUAAGGAGUGGACGCCCUGCGGACCGCACCAGGGCCAGGAUGAAGGGCGGGGGCCAGCCCCGGGCAGCGGCACCCGCCAGGUGUUCUCCAUGGCAGGCAUGAACAAGGAGGGGGGAACAGCUUCUGUUGCCACCGGGCCAGACUCUCCGUCCCCCGUGCCUUUGCCCCCAGGCAAACCAGCCCUACCUGGGGCCGACGGGACCCCCUUUGGCUGUCCUCCCGGGCGCAAAGAGAAGCCGUCUGAUCCCGUGGAAUGGACGGUGAUGGAUGUUGUGGAAUAUUUUACCGAGGCUGGCUUCCCGGAGCAGGCGACAGCUUUCCAAGAACAGGAAAUUGAUGGCAAAUCUUUGCUGCUUAUGCAGCGUACAGAUGUGCUCACCGGCCUGUCCAUCCGCCUCGGGCCAGCCCUGAAAAUCUACGAGCACCACAUCAAGGUGCUUCAGCAAGGCCACUUUGAGGAUGAUGACCCCGAUGGCUUCUUAGGCUGAGCGCCCAGCCUCACCCCUGCCCCAACCCAUUCCGGCCCCCAUCUCACCCAAGACCCCCCAGAGUCCAGGAGCUGGACGGGGACACCCUCAGCCCUCAUAACAGAUUCCAAGGAGGAGGGCACUCUCUUGUCCUCAUCUCUGCCCCUUGUGUCUCUCUCUCUCUCUCUCACACAUCUGCCCCUCAGCACGUCGGUGUGGGGAGGGAAUUGCUCCUUAAACCCCAGGUGGCUGACCCUCCCCACCCAGCCCAGGACAUUUUAGGAAAAAAAAAAUGAAAUGUGGGGGGCUUCUCAUCUCCCCAAGAUCCUCUUCCGUUCAGCCAGAUGUUUCCUGUAUAAAUGUUUGGAUCUGCCUGUUUAUUUUGGUGGGUGGUCUGUCCUCCCUCCCCUACCACCCAUGCCCCCCUUCUCAGUCUGCCCCUGGCUUCCAGCCCCUAGGGGACUAGCUGGGUUGGGGUUCCUCGGGCCUUUCCUCUCCUGCCUCUUUUCUUUCUGUUGAUUGUCGCUCGAGCUGGCUGUAUUGCUUUUUAAUAUUGCACCGAAGGUUUUUUAAAUAAAAUUUUAAAAAAAGGAAAAGGG
Molecule: messenger RNA, 1946 nt
Organism: Cercocebus atys (sooty mangabey)
Lineage: Eukaryota; Metazoa; Chordata; Mammalia; Primates; Cercopithecidae
Gene: SAMD1
Product: sterile alpha motif domain containing 1
Molecular function (GO): protein binding
Source: RefSeq, a predicted model, not a curated record